Messenger RNA from Portunus trituberculatus (swimming crab), 4592 nucleotides. RefSeq names its product hexosaminidase D-like. NCBI's taxonomy places the organism in Eukaryota, Metazoa, Arthropoda, Malacostraca, Decapoda, Portunidae. The transcript has 3 exons. Gene Ontology annotation, biological process: carbohydrate metabolic process. The record is from RefSeq and is a predicted model, not a curated record. Bases 618 to 2471 code for a protein of 617 amino acids. Gene Ontology annotation, molecular function: hexosaminidase activity.
UAUGAGUGCGUCAGGAGGCGAAGGUGAAGCACGUCCAGCCACACGUCUGGCAGUGGCAGUGUGGCACUGCAGCGUCCUUAUUCCUCCCGCACCGCCAACCUGGGACAGUGAUACCUGCUGCCUUCUGGUGCCGUUAGAAUACAUAAGAAGCAUUCGCAAAGAAAAUAUACCACAAGAAAAAAAGGAAAAGAGAUUAGUAGAUUCAUAGGUUAGUAAGAGGGCAUAAGAUGCAAUAAUAAAGGAGAUGUCACAAGAAAAGUAGAAAGAAAAGGGAGAUUCCUGUGGUCCCAAACAAGAUCAAGACUAUUUUAUCAGCUGUUACAUUAGAUUGUCUGCCUGAGUGUUGGUGACUGGGUUGCCUGCCGCCUUGCACGAUCUGUCAUAUGAAGGAGAUAGGAUGAGCUGCGCCUGUCAAGAGGAAUGAUAGAUUUACUUUACUUCCAGAGGAAUGGUGAGACGGCGGCAGCUACAGUCAGACACAGCGCAAACCACUUGUGUCAUUAAGAACAUUCCAGUGAAGAAUGUAAGAAGAAUCAAGAUUUGAAUGGUUCUUACAGAAGCUUCCAGCUAAGCACAAUAUAGAUAACACGACUUUUGAUAAGUGACUGUUGUCUUCAAUGAUUGCACCCAAGAUGUUUCCUAGGAGGAAUGCCAGAAUACUAACAGGCAUUGGGUUCCUCACAAUAGCAGGUUUGAUGGUCUACAAGACUGUAGGGCCUUUUGAAAGCACCAAAAAUCCAGAGGCAUUGCAUGGUCCUCGAGCCAAAAGUGCGAGGGAUGACGCUGCAGACCUCCUAACGCAGAGUCCUCAGCAUCUCAGAAAGCAGAAAGAAUAUGAGAACCAAAUCCUGGCCAAUAUCCAGAAAAUGAGUGCCCACAAGGCCAUGCAGCGCCGCAUGAACCACGACCCCAUGGGAGUCAUUCUGCACAAGAGGCCAAGUCUCCUUCAAGGCUUGGGCAGAGUGCGUGACAUGAAGGAACAGGCGGGAUCAGUAGUACAAAGAAGUGUUGUUCCAGAAAACCAGCUCAAACAUAAGAUUGUACAUUUAGAUUUGAAAGGAGCUCCACCUAAAGUUGAAUAUUUUAAGAAACUGUUUCCUCUUCUUCAUUCAUUUGGUGCAACUGGAUUACUUAUGGAAUAUGAGGACAUGUUUCCAUACUGGGGCAAGUUGGAAUUCCUCUCAGCACAUAAUGCUUAUGCUAAAGGAGACAUUGCUGAUAUCAUUGAACUUGCAAAGAAAAGCAGCUUAAUCAUCAUCCCUCUCGUCCAAACUUUCGGUCACAUGGAGCAUGUCCUAAAACUGAAGGAAUUUGCCGAGCUGCGAGAGGUUCCAAAUUACCCCCAGGUUGUAUGCCCAACAAACAACAAAACACUGCCUCUUAUAAAAAUGAUGAUUGACCAGGUAAUGCAGCUCCAUCCAGGCACUGAUUGGCUUCACAUUGGCUCAGAUGAAGUGUACAACUUGGGUGAGUGUACCAGAUGUCAGCAAUAUCUCCUGCAUCACCAGUUUGGUAAAAGUGAUCUCUUUUUGCACCAUGUCAGGAGUGUGGCCAAAUAUGUCAAAGAAAAUUAUGAUGUUCAACCGAUUAUGUGGGAUGAUGAAUUCCGCAAGAUUCCUCUGAAGGCAAUGGAGGACUCCAAGGUGGGUGAAGUGCUGGAGAUCAUGGUGUGGAAAUACAGCAGUGGCAUAAUGGUUGACCUUCGCUCUGAUAUCUGGGAGAAGUAUUCGACGGUCUUUGGUGGCAUUUGGGUUGCCAGUGCUUUUAAAGGUGCUGCCAAUCCUGACAGUUAUAUAACAAACAUCAAUGAUCGACUCAGCAAUCACAAGGAGUGGAUGGAAAUCUUUGAAUUAUACAAGAGCACCAUUCCCUUCCAAGGCAUUGUUCUUACUGGGUGGCAGAGGUUUGAUCACUUUGGUGUCUUGUGUGAGUUGCUGCCUCAAGCAGUUCCCUCACUGGCUGUGAACCUCAUGUAUAUCAAUGAAAGGAAGGCAGACCAUGGAGCACUGGUCAAAGUAGGGGAUAUGUUGAAAUGCAGCUCUUUUAUCAAUCUUGAUCUCCAGUAUCUAGAGUAUGCCAAUAAGUGUGAUUUUCCUGGCAGUGCAUUCUAUGAAGUGUCUCAAAAACUGUACAUUUUAAAGAGGGACAUUAACACCAUGAUGAAGAACCCUCAUGUUACUGGCUGGGUGUCUGAUUACAACAUUGAGCACAACUUUGUCAGUCCUCAGCAUGCUGAGCAGGGACUUCAGGACCUCACCAUGUUACUCUUUGACUAUGGCAAGGUGAUGAAUGAAGCAGAGACAGCCUUGUCAGAUGUGUUUGAUGAGUACACAGUCAAAGAAUGGAUUUCAUUGAAUGUCAAACCAACUCACACUAAGCUUCAGAAACUACAUGCUUCCAUUUCCAAGUUACAAAAAGUGAAAUAUUGGCCACGGAGACCUCUGGACUCAACAGAAACCAAAGAGUUGUAAAUACCUGUGCUCAUUUUCAGGGUCACAGUUUCCUGUUAUUCUUAAAGGAGAAAAUGAUAUGGAGAGAGCACAUUCAUCUCAGAAUUGUGAUAAAUGUUAAAUCCUGAAUAGGAUCUUUUGUACAAAUUGAUGUUCUCCCAGUGUUUGGUGUUUUGUAAUGAUUAGGUUGAAUCUGGUCAUUUUAGAAUUAUAUUUAGUUAGUAGUUGUCUGCACUUAGUGGUGCUUUGUUAGUGUGCCAUGAUGCUGCUCUAUUUCCUACCGUCAUCUGUGUUUUUGUUUUGUUUAAUUAUCACUUGACUGUCUAUUGUGGCUGUGUACUUCACUGUAAAUCAUUUGCAUUUGAUCAUCAGAUUCACUUGUUGAUAUUUACAUUGAUUGCAUGUAGUGUCCUUCGUUUUGGUGUGUAAUUAGACUUUGCUAUGUUGCCUUGCUUACUCCUUACUUUAUUGUAGCAAGACACGUUUAAUUUUGUGUCCAUACUUCUGAAUCGAUUGUGAUGGUAUCAGUGUUCCUUAAAACAAAGGUUUAUUUAUGUGGUUGUGUAGAGGUGAAUGGUGCUUAGUAAGUGCAUGUCCACCGCUCUGCAUUCACUCAAACUUGAGUGAUUGAAUUGCUAUUGUGAUGCAUUUCAUUUGCAGGGAAAGAUGAUGAUCACACACACACACACACACACACACACACACACACACACACACACAUAGGAUGUUCAGUAUGUAUGGAAAAGGUAGACAGACAUGUUUUGGAGAUGCAUAUGGAUGAGGGAACAAGAUGUAUAAGAGGACAUACAAAUUAGAAGAGUAAAUGUCUCAGUGAUAUCACAUUGAAGUACUGAACUCUAGAAUAGUUUAAGUGAGGAAGUUGUUGCAGUGAUAGUGUGAGCAAAUUUUAAAAAGAAAUUGGAUAACACUAGAUACAGGGACAGGGCAAAUGAGCAUUCAUUACAUUUUGUACAAUUAUGUAAAUACACACACACACACACACUUGGAUAAGUGUAGAUAAACUGGAUAAGUGUAGAUAUGGAGACGAGGCCACACGAGCGUAAAGCCCAGGCCCUGUAAAACUACAACUAGGUAAAUACACACGCACACACUCCAAAUUAUGCUCGGUGAGAGUUUUGUGGAUACAGAAGCCAUGACUGUGCACAACACUUGCUGUGCGAGUGCUCUGGUUACUCUUUGUAUAUGUAUUCAUACAUACUUGAAUUGUCUGUAUGUAUGAUGAUAGGUAUACAUUUGGCUAACACUGCACUUAAUGUUCCACUUAAUGAUCAUCAUCUCCAUGUAUGUAUGUAUUUAUGUACGUAUAUGUUUGAGGCACAAUCAUGAAAUCCAAAUGAAUGCAUAUUUGUUUAUUAGUCAUUAUGUUGCAGUGUAUGUCCCAAUAUAGUAAUGGUGUUUGUGUGUUACUUGUGACCAAAGUGACAUGGCACUUGGGCUGGACUUGAAUAAUGAAGUAACUGUUUCUGAAUAUAAUAUGCAAUACAUUUGAUAUUUAACAUUAUUACAUCUUCCCGGUGAAGUAACCUAAGUACCAGAGCACAGGGUAUCACAGUGUGUGUCUUUUCAGUAUUAUUAUGAGUGCACAGUCAAAGCUUCAUCAUGAGAAGACCUCAUAUUAAGCCAUAUAUUAUGGAAGUUUAGAAAUGCUUGAUCAGUACUAUAGCAAAGUACUUAUACAUUUUGUCAUGAAUGACAAGCUAUUGUCUGAAGUGACUUGGAUUCCGUGGGUACUUUUUAUCAGGGCAAAACCAGAUUAGUGGACCACAGUUUGAGUGUACUAUACAUGGUGGAUUAAACAAAAGGUGACUGGACUCCUACACCUGCCAAGCACAGGUGUUUGCUUGAAAUGUUUGAACAAAAAUUAUUGAACAAUCUUAGUUUUAUGUUUAAAGUACAUACAUAUUUAUAAUGAAGAAUUACACAAUUAUGAUUACAAAGUAUGUAUCUGUCUUAGUUAGCUGAAUACCUUAACAAGAUAUAAUUUAAACAAUGUCUGGUUUUGCGUGCUUUCGCUCUUUUGAGAUUUUAUACACAUAAUAAUUUUGUGAAAGGCAUUAGAGUUGUUGUGCAGCAUUGUAAUACUUCAAAUAUUAUUUGGCCUGAAUAAAGGGAUGAAAAACA